AACGUCGGUGGAAGGCAAAUGGCGGUCCUAGCUUCAUUACCACCGUCAAGGUCUCCGGUUCCCACUCCCUCUUCUUGGUAUCCAACGUUCAACCUUCAGGGAAACAUCCCCUCUUGAUUGAGCAUGCCACCUUCCAAUGCGGAGAAUGAGAUUAUCAUUCGCGAGGUCGUGAAAGACGUCUGGAUAUUCUCUCGACCGUUCAACCUCUUCAAUCGUUUGCCGGUCGGCGGUCGCUCCACCGCGAUCAAACUCAAAAACGGAGACGUGUGGUUAAUUGCUUCGACACCUCUUACUAGUUCUACGCGGAGCAAACUCGCUGAACUCGGGGUGGUUAGGUACAUAAUAGCGCCGAAUGCAUUUCAUAACUUGUUCUUGAAAUCGUACAAAGAUGCUUAUCCUGAAGCGAAAGUCAUUGGCCCAGAAGAGCUGAAUGAGAAGAAAAGGGCAGAAGGAUGGCAAUUAGAUGAAGUAUUCAACACUAGCGUACCAGACCCGAAACUUGGGUUCGAAGAUGAGAUCGAGCAUUGUUUCUUCGUAGGUUACAAGAACAAGGACGUAGCCUAUCAUCACAAGGCGUCCAAGACUGUUGUUGCAGCAGACUUACUAUUCAAUUUACCUGCAACAGAACAGUACUCCCAAACGCAGAAUAAGCCAUCUUUCCCGAUCAUCAAUAGUUGGUCGGCGAAUUCUUGGGUUAUGAGGAUGUUCGUAUGGCUCAAAGAGGGUGAUUUCGCUAGUGAGAUGCAGUGGAGUGCACGUAAAGUUGGAACUUGGGACUUCGACAGAUGGAUUCCUUGCCACGGAGAUGUCAUUGAAACGAAUGCGAAACAAGUAUUCAAGGAGGCCUAUAGGCGCUAUUUCUAAUUGUGUGCCUGUCUUCGUCUACCUAUUUAUUGGAUUAGGUUUCCUACUGUCAUUUCGUUGAUAUGAUAUUUGAAUCUUGAAUCUUGAAACCCCGAUGGUUCAUUUUUUACGUACCCAAUGGACAUCGUUUGUGGCCGCAACCUAAGAAUGAUUUGCGCUGCUGAUGCAAACCUUUCUUUGGCUAACUCGCAGGCCUCCCCGGUCGCCGUCCGCUCAAUGUUCAAACAUUUCCACCAUCCAAUCUUUGCAGGAUCGCCAAGCUCCACUCUAAUGCGGGUCAGGGGAACCAGCGCACACCAGCGUGUGCCCACCACGCCACCAGUCGGAGUUCCGACUGCAAUAUAAAAUUCAUAGACAU
Molecule: messenger RNA, 1222 nt
Organism: Somion occarium
Lineage: Eukaryota; Fungi; Basidiomycota; Agaricomycetes; Polyporales; Cerrenaceae
Source: the annotation of a GenBank genome assembly